AAGAGAGAGAAAAAAAAGAGAGAAGAAAAAAAAAAUUCUAUUCUAAAAAGAGAAUAAAAUGAGACCAGUUAUCCAGCUGAUUCUCUUGGUUUUUAUUCUUUUCUUUUAUUACUUCAGUGAAAUUCAUUUAAUGGCUGGUGUUGAUUCUUUUGAUUUACUCUUUAAUCAAUCAUCUAAAUCUUUUUACGGUUAUCGAGAUACUCUCCUAAUUCUUGGAAUCUACUAUGCGACAAGAAAAAGUAUCUCUCUCAUUGGCGAUCUCACAAUUGGGGUGAAAACAUACCUAUGGCCUAGAGUAUCACCAACGGAUCUUUCAUCUUAUGGUAAAUGGGCAGUGAUUACUGGUGGUAGUGAAGGGAUUGGCCGUGGUUAUGCUUUCGCUUUGGCUGAAAGAGGCUUGAAUAUUGUUCUGAUUGCUCGUGAUAUGAUGAAAUUACAAUCCACUGGAGAUGAGAUUAGAGAUCGUUUUGAUGUUGAAGUGGAACAAAUCUCAGCUGAUUUCAAUGAAGGUCCAUCAAUUUAUCGGUUAAUUGAACAAAAGCUUAGAGGCAAAGAAAUUGGUAUUCUGAUUAACAAUGUUGGUGUUAUGCCAUCAAGACCUUCACCAUUUUUGUCUAAUGAUUCUGAUUAUUUGCAAAGGCUUCUCAAUGUUAACAUGGCCUCCGUUUUAUUUAUGACACAACUUGUACUAAGAGAUAUGGUUUCCAGGGAGAAAGGAAUCAUUGUAAAUAUUUCAUCGAUCGCAGCUUACCAUCCAUUGCCUUUAAUGUCAGCUUAUUCAGCCUCCAAGGCUUUUAUCGACUAUUUUUCCCGUUCACUUAACUACGAGUAUAAAGAUAAAGGGAUCAUUGUUCAAUCAGUUAUGCCUGGUUAUUGUUGUCCAUCUCAAGAAAAUGAUUUCAAUAACAUUCUGACCACACCUAGUUUACUAUUUCCUUCAACAUCAACUUUCGCUGAAUCAGCUGUUCAAACCAUUGGUAAAAGCUCACGGACACCAGGAUAUUGGCCUCAUGGUCUUUUAACUUGGUGCAUAUCAAAAAUACCCCAAUCAGUUUGGUUUCCUCUUGUUUCCAUGAUUCAAGAACAGUUGACCAGUUAAACUGACCUUCAAUGGUCACUAAUUUCAUUUGCAUUCCCAGAUGAAAACAAGAAAAAAAAAGAAAACAAUAUGAAAGAAAUCAAAUCGAACCAAAAAAAAGGAAAAGGAAACGAUGCCAUUGCCUAAAUUAUUGUGUAAAUGAAGCGCUGAUAAACAGUCAACAAUAGAAUUUUUGAAUUCAAGUUACAUCAGAAAUUAAUGACUGUAAUAUGUGUACAAUUAACAAUUACGAUAAUUGUACUUUAUAUAUUCCAUUAGCGCUGUUAUAAUUGUCUUUCUGAUCUCACCUCUUUUCCCUCGAUUUAACUUUUAAAAUUAAAUUCACUUUGUUUUCUUUCUGA
Molecule: messenger RNA, 1440 nt
Organism: Panonychus citri (citrus red mite)
Lineage: Eukaryota; Metazoa; Arthropoda; Arachnida; Trombidiformes; Tetranychidae
Product: inactive hydroxysteroid dehydrogenase-like protein 1
Exons: 3
Coding region: 59-1099 (346 amino acids)
Source: RefSeq, a predicted model, not a curated record